AUGCUGCUACGAUCAUCAAUCUAUGCUCUGGCACUGCUGGCAGUGGGAUCUUCGGCCUUCGUGCCGCAAUCCCUUCCCAAGGCAAACUCUGCCCUUCACAUGAGUGUGGAAGGUGAUGACCGUCGGGCGUUUGUCACCAAGGCCGGAUCUGCCGCAGCUGCUGCAUCCAUUGCUACCGUCAGUGGUGGUUUGCCCCAGCCUGCAGAGGCUGCUUCCACUAAAAUGUGGGAACAAGUCCCAAUUCCUUUUGAUGACACUCUGUUUGACAUUGAUUUUGACAGUCCUACACAUGGAUAUUUGGUCGGUGCUCGUGGAGCCUUUGCAGAAACCAGUGACGGUGGAAAAACAUGGGAAGCCAGGUCAUUCUCCAACCUUGAUGCCGAGGAAGAAAUCAACUACAGAUUCCAAGUAGUUUCGUUCAAGAAUGGAGAGGGUUGGGUUUUGGGAAAGCCCACCUUGCUUUUGCACACCACGGAUGAUGGAAAAACAUGGGAACGUAUCCCACUUUCUCCCAAGCUCCCAGGUGAGCCAACACAAAUUGUUGCCUUUGGCAACAGCAAGGCGGAAAUGACCACAUCCACGGGAGCCGUCUACACCACUGAAAAUGCUGGCCGAAACUGGAAGGCACAAGUCAAGGAAACCAUUGAUGCUACUCUGAAUCGUAUCAGUAGUAGUGGAGUCAGUGGAGCAUCCUACUUUAGUGGUUCCAUCAUCAACCAAAUCCGCGAUGCUAGUGGUGCCUACUUGGCCGUUGCCAGCCGUGGUAACUUUUUCUUGACAUGGGAACCGGGCCAGGACUUUUGGAUCCCACACAACCGUGGAACACCCCGCCGUAUCCAAAGUAUGGGUUUUGUAGAAGAUGACAUCAAGAAGGGUCUUUGGAUGACUUUGAACGGUGGUAAAUUGUUGAUUCUCAAGAAUGAGCCAGAUCUAACAAAGGACAUGUUUGACUUUGAUGAAGCCGAUAUCAAGACAGGAGGAUACGGACUCACGGACGUCGCUUGGAGAAACAAGAACGAGGUAUGGGCAGUGGGAGGAUCCAACACAAUGUAUGUGAGUCAAGAUGGUGGCAAGAAAUUCAGUUUCGAUAGCAGUGCCAACAACAUUCCCGGAAACCUUUACAACGUCAAGUUCUUCCCCGAGUACAACAAUGAAGGAUGGGCCCUUGGAAGCAACGGUCUCUUGCUUCGCUACAGGGGUUAA
This is a messenger RNA of Seminavis robusta, 1203 nucleotides long. The record is from the annotation of a GenBank genome assembly. Lineage: Eukaryota; Bacillariophyta; Bacillariophyceae; Naviculales; Naviculaceae.